This is a messenger RNA of Prorocentrum cordatum, 1047 nucleotides long. The record is from the annotation of a GenBank genome assembly. NCBI's taxonomy places the organism in Eukaryota, Dinophyceae, Prorocentrales, Prorocentraceae.
CAGGGGCGUGGCCUGCCGCUGCAGACUGUGGUGCAGUACUCCCGCCAGCUGUUCUCGGUGCUGCGCGUGCUGCGGCAGUGGGGGGUGAUCCACGGCGACCUGAAGCCAGACAACGUGCUCCUGUCCAUGUCGAAGAUGGAGAUCAAGGUCUGCGACUUCGGCAGUGCGUUCGAGGUUGCGGACCAGAUCAAGACCGCGUACAUGCAGCCGCGCUACUACCGCGCGCCCGAGGUCAUAGUUGGGCACACCUACGACACGCAGGUGGACCUGUGGAGCCUGGCCGUGACGCUCUUCGAGCUCGCCUCCGGCAAGAUCCUGUUCACCGGCAGGUCCAACAACGCCAUGCUGCGGCAGAUGCUCGAGGUGUGCGGCGCGUACCCGCGGAAGCUCGCCACCACUGGCGCCUUCUCCCGCAAGCACUUCAGCCCGGACGGUGAUUUCCUCUUCAAGGAGCCGAAUACCAUCAUUGGCGAAGAGGUGAUGCCGAUGAAGCGUUUCGCGCAGCCCAACAGGCCAAUUAGCAGCAUGCUGGAGAAGGUGCUGAAGGACGCCCCUCCCAACUCGGACGCCAAGACCCAGGAGAGGUUGCUACCCCGGCUGGCAGACCUGGUGACCAAGUGCCUUGUCUUGGACCCGGCCGAGAGGGCGACCCCGGAGCUCGCCCUGGAGCACUCCUUCUACAAGAAGGACAGGUGAGCUACGGCGCGGGGGCGGCGCUGCUGGAGUGCUCCACCAGCGAGGAGGGGGCCGGGCGUCGGGGCGCCGGCGGCGCCGGUGGAGGCGUGCAGCGGGAGCCCUGAGACGGGGGUCAAGUGGCAGCCGGCGACCCCCGCGCUGGGCCAGAGCGGCGCGUCUAAGGGCCCGCGAGCCGGCCGGCUGGCGCCCGCCGCCCCUCGGGGCGCCGGCGGACAGUUGUGCCUCCGCGGUGGCAAGAGCAUCCGCUUCCGCAGCACCGCGACCUAUCUCCACAUGUUCCGCCGUCUCUCUGAUCUCAUUGUGUUUUCUAUCGCGUUCAUGCUUGCACGAGUAUUGCAUGCAGUUCUGGAG